This is a messenger RNA of Talaromyces proteolyticus, 237 nucleotides long. RefSeq names its product putative NEDD8-like protein. Gene Ontology annotation, cellular component: nucleus; cytoplasm. The record is from RefSeq and is a predicted model, not a curated record. NCBI's taxonomy places the organism in Eukaryota, Fungi, Ascomycota, Eurotiomycetes, Eurotiales, Trichocomaceae. Bases 1 to 237 code for a protein of 78 amino acids. Gene Ontology annotation, biological process: protein neddylation; modification-dependent protein catabolic process; regulation of proteolysis. Gene Ontology annotation, molecular function: ubiquitin protein ligase binding; protein tag activity. The transcript is spliced from 4 exons.
AUGUUGAUCAAAGUGCGCACGUUGACCGGGAAGGAGAUCGAGCUUGAUAUUGAGGCAGACUACAAGGUCUCUAGAAUAAAAGAACGAGUUGAGGAGAAAGAGGGUAUUCCUCCUGUUCAGCAGCGCCUUAUUUUCGGUGGAAAACAAAUGGCCGACGACAAAACUGCCGCCGAAUACAACCUUGAAGGAGGCGCCACACUACAUUUGGUUCUCGCUUUACGUGGUGGUUCACAAUAA